AUGGAUCAAGAAGAAGAGCAACCACAACAACCACAACAGCAACAACAGCAGCAACAUGGCACCACCACCACCACCACAACCACAACGAUCGAACACAAUAAUAGAUCGAAUAUCAAUCAAUUGUAUCAAGAAGUGAAUGAAUUACUUGGAGGAUUUUGUUCGGAUGCUCAGCAACAAUUUUGUAUUGAACAACACAUUGGGAGCCCUAUGCAGUUGCGGCGUAUUUCCCAAACGAUGCAACAGGUGCUGCGUUUUAUUCCCGUCAUUGGUCUUGUGGACAGCGCCAACAGCGACAGCUUACGACGUACCCUUUUAAGAACAGCGCUCGAGAUCACCGGUUGCCUGGACACGGCAUGUCGACAACGCCACAUUGCGCCUUUGACAGAAGCGAAAAUUGAGCAGCUGCUUGACAAGUGGCAUGAGUUGAGUCGAGGGUACGAUGACAAGAGUCGAGAGCAUGGCAAGCUGACUGAAUUACUGGGCACUGUGGGACAAUUGAAAAAGGCGUGGCGACGAGUGGAUCAAGUGGAUGGUGUCUUGACUUCGAUAUUGGCAUCGUAUGGUAGCGUUGAGACACGGCGAGCAGCAGGGUUAUAUGUGGCCAUGGUGGAUAAACAAAACUAUGCGCAAUUGGGAUUGAGUCGUAAGGCUGUGGGUCGACGCCAUAUCGUCUUUGAAUGCACGCGCCUCACACGCGAUCAACAAAUCGAUGCAGUAACCGAUAUCUGUCGUCGCUUUGGCGCGGUCUUUAUGCACAAUGCCCGACACAACCUGCAGCAGAUCGACGCCCAACUAAGCCUCGCACGUCCUACAACACUUGCACAUCGACUACGACAACUCCAUUCAAUGAUCUAUCAUGAUCCCAAUAACAAUCAACAACAACAACAUCCACCAAGAAGACGUGUUCUUAGCCAUGGUGAUGCUUCAGCUACUACUACCACAAUAACGCCCUUUCGUCUCACAUCCCCUGUUACUACGCCAUCCUUUAUAUGGUAUCCACGCGAUAAUGGCAAUGAUGACUUUCCUGUUGCAUCCAUGCCUGAACCAUCUUUUGUUCCUGCACCUUGGCAAUGGACGGAUCUUAUCAAGCCUCGUAUUCCUUUUAAACCUCUUUUGUUUGGUUUAUUUCGUCGUCCUCGUCGUUCCCAUCAUCAUCAUCGUCAUCGUCAUGAACAACAAGAACCAACACCACAACAACAAGAACAAGCCGACAUUGAUAGCCAGGAGGUUGAGCCUUCUGUGCAACCCACGGACCAUGACAACAACAAUCAUCACUUGAAGAAUGCACCUUUUGCCACUGUCUCUGUGGAUGAUCUCUCACAGCAUUUAUGUCGUGUUGGUUAUCAAUUUUAUGAAGAUGUUGCCAACAAUGCGCAUCUCAGCUAUCAUCAAGAUUCCCGUGUGUUGCAGGGCGUUGGGCAGGACCUUGUCGAAAUCUAUACCAAUCUACAACUAGAAUCGGCACGCCUUGUAAUGCAUCGCGUGGUGGCUAUUUGUCAUGAACUUGGAGCCAUGUCUUCCACUACAGAUCCAGCAGCAGCCAUGAUUGAAAACCCGAGCAUAACAACGCUUCAACAUCAGCAUACAACACAACCAAGACCUUCCAUAGCAUCCGUUUAA
Lichtheimia ornata is the source of this 1620-nucleotide messenger RNA. RefSeq lists its product as uncharacterized. The record is from RefSeq and is a predicted model, not a curated record. The transcript has a single exon. Bases 1 to 1620 code for a protein of 539 amino acids. Lineage: Eukaryota; Fungi; Mucoromycota; Mucoromycetes; Mucorales; Lichtheimiaceae.